CCGGGCUGGAGCCGCGCGGCGGUCAGAGGCGGCUGCUCGCUGCUGCUGCUGCUGCUGCCGGGCUGAGAGCCGCCGGAGCCGGGCUUGGACCGCGCGUCGGAGCGCCCCCCGGACCUCUCCAAAGGCGCACGCCGCUUGCGCGCAGAGCCAAAGUUGGAGCCUUGGGUUUACAUUGUAUUUUUGUGUGGGGGUCUUUCUUUCCUCGGAUCUGCCUUUGGGGGGCGGGGGGGGGGGUCCGCUUGGAUCCGGCGGGAGCUUCAGCCGGAGGACGAUGUGAGGCUGGCCCCCUGGCUGCGGGCUGGGGGGCCCUCGGCGAGCGGCCGCAGCAGCAGCAGCAGGAGGAGGAGGAGGAAGAAGAAGAGGAGGCGAAGCGCGGAUGUCGCCCUCGGCCGCUCUCCGCCAGCCGAUCGCCGGAGCCGGGCGCUCGCCGCUCCCCUCGGAGGCCGGGCGGCUGCGGGCGGCGGAGGACUGACGGAGGGAUGCUCUGGAUCGGGGCCCCGAGGCAGCCUCCUUCGCCUGCCCUCCGGGAGAUGCUGCUCACGCUCGCCUUCUGCUUGGCAUCGAGGCAGACCUGGGCAGCGCCCGUGCCCGCCGCCCCACAGAUGACGCUGGGAGUUGAUUGGCUGGCGAGAAUUUGGCUACUUGCCCGUCCAGAUCCCAUCACCAGGACAGCUGGACGCAGAAGGGCUUACCAGAAAGCCAUAUCAUGGCUGUGCAACAGUUGAGGGCCUUGAAACCACGGGUAUUGUAGAUGAAGCCACACUGAAAUUAAUGAAGACGCCUCGGUGCUCUUUACCUGAUCUUUCCGAAUCUGAGGCCAGGAGGAAGCGGCAUGCUCAGGCGGUGACCAAAUGGAACAAAAGGAACUUAUCUUGGAGAGUCCGCACCUUUCCCAAGGAAUCUCACCUGGGCCAUGACACCGUCCGGGCCCUCAUGUACUACGCCCUGAAGGUGUGGAGUGACAUCACGCCGCUGAAUUUCCAUGAAGUGGCAGGCAGCAAUGCCGACAUACAAAUAGACUUCUCCAAAUCGGAUCAUAAUGAUGGAUACCCCUUUGACGGCCCGGGUGGCACAGUGGCUCAUGCCUUCUUCCCGGGGGAGCAUCACACCGCUGGAGACACCCACUUUGACGAUGACGAAUAUUGGACUUUCCGAUCAGCAGAUACCAACGGAAUGGACCUAUUUGCUGUCGCAGUCCAUGAAUUCGGCCAUGCCAUUGGCUUAAGCCACAUCUCUGCCAUAGAGUCCAUUAUGAGGCCAUAUUACCAGGGGCCUGUGGGGGAUCCCUUGAAAUACGACCUGCCUUAUGAAGACAAAGUUCGGAUCUGGCAACUGUAUGGGGUCCGGGAGUCUGUGUCUCCAACAGCCAAACCCGAAGCCACAAAAGAGGACGACCACCCGUUCCUGCCUGACUUGCCGGAGAAUCGGUCCUCCACCCCGCUCCGAAGAGACGUGCCCAACAGAUGCAGCACGCAUUUUGAUGCAGUGGCUCAGAUCAGAGGAGAGGCCUUCUUUUUCAAAGGCAAAUACUUCUGGAGACUGACCCGCAACAAGCAUUUGGUCUCCCUCCAGCCAGCCCAGAUCCACCGUUUCUGGCGGGGCUUGCCUCUAAACCUGGACAGCGUGGACGCUGUUUACGAAAGGACCAACGACCAUAAGAUCGUGUUCUUCAAAGGAGACAGAUACUGGGUGUUCAAAGACAAUAACGUGGAGGAAGGCUACCCUCGGCCAAUCUCGGAUUUUGGCUUGCCGCUGGGAGGCAUCGACGCCGCGUUUUCCUGGGCCCACAAUGACAAGGCUUAUUUCUUUAAGGAUAAUCUGUACUGGAGCUACAGUGACCGCGAGCGGCGAAUGGACCCCGGCUAUCCUUCAGAGGACAUCCUGUGGAAAGGGAUUCCCAGCAACUUGGAUGAUGCCACGCGGUGGUCAGACGGGUCUAUCUACUUUUUCAAGGGCAAGGAAUACUGGAAAAUAUUGGACAGCAGCCUUCAAGCGGAGCCCGGUUACCCACAAUCCAUUGCGAGGGACUGGCUGGUGUGCGGUGACAUGCAAUCGGAUGCGCCUGAGCCGGCCGAGAGCACCAGGACUGGGGUGCGUUCCAAGCAAGGGCACCACGACGAGAGUCGUUCCGAGAGCGAGGUGUGCUCAUGCACCUCCUCCUCCUCCGGCCCGCUCUGGUCGUGCUCAGUGCUCGGACUCUCCACAGGCCUCGUCUUUGCUAGCCUUUGGACAGCGGUUUUGGCCACUGGGCCACUAUGACAGCUAGCAGAACAAGGACUGGACAAUACUGCAGCGAUUCAGGGAUGCAAAGGGGAGGGGGGGAUUAAAAAAAACCACAGGAUGCCGCACUGUUAAAACAAGCAACACACAACAUUCCUAGGAACGUGUUGGGAACGGUUUCAGAUUCUCCAUGAGAAGCGAACUUUGCUUUUUUCUUUUCUUUUUUUGGUCUUUCUGUCCGAUUUUGUUCUUUAUUUUUUUAAUUUAAUGAGCUUUAACAGCAGACGCUGGGGGGGAGGGGUUCACUUUCUUGUCACCCCACUCCCUUACCCCAGACAGUGGAAAGAAUAAAGAUCCCGACUCGUCUUGGAGUCAGGAAUAUUGCCUA
Messenger RNA from Sphaerodactylus townsendi, 2608 nucleotides. It is a transcript of the gene MMP17, whose product is annotated as matrix metallopeptidase 17. Lineage: Eukaryota; Metazoa; Chordata; Lepidosauria; Squamata; Sphaerodactylidae. The record is from RefSeq and is a predicted model, not a curated record. Bases 772 to 2259 code for a protein of 495 amino acids. Gene Ontology annotation, molecular function: zinc ion binding; metalloendopeptidase activity. Gene Ontology annotation, biological process: collagen catabolic process; proteolysis; extracellular matrix organization. Gene Ontology annotation, cellular component: extracellular matrix. The transcript is spliced from 11 exons.